CGCCCGUCCCUCAGUAUUCUGCCUCAUCACCCCCGCCGGUACACCGUGCCCUGCCACCACCACUUCUCUCUCCUCCUCCCUGGUGCUGGAAAAUGGCGGACUCGGUCUGUGUCAACAUCCAGAUGCUGCUGGAGGCGGCGGAGUAUCUGGAGCGGAGGGAGAGAGAAGCCGAGCAUGGUUAUGCUUCCAUGUUGCCUUACAAUAGCAAAGAGAGGGACAGCUUGAAGAGGAAAAGCAAGUCGAAAAAAAGCAGCAGUAGCAGAUCAACCCAUAAUGAAAUGGAGAAAAACAGGCGAGCUAAUUUACGGCUAUGUCUGGAAAAGCUGAAAGUAUUGGUACCCUUAGGUCCUGAUUCAAAUAGGCAUACCACAUUAAGUCUCUUAACAAGAGCAAAGUUGCACAUAAAGAAACUUGAAGAUUGUGACCGAAAGUCACAACACCAAAUAGACCAGCUACAGCGGGAUCAGCGACAUCUAAAAAGGCAGCUAGAAAAGUUUGGCGUUGAGAGGAUACGAACGGAUAGUAUAGGAUCCGCAGUAUCUUCUGAGAGAUCCGAUUCGGAUCGAGAGGAGAUUGAUGUGGAUGUGGAUGUAGAAAGCACAGACUAUUUAACAGCAGAACUGGACUGGAGUAGUAGCAGCAGCAGUGCCAGUGACUUGGACGAGCGGGGAAGCAUGCAAAGCAUUUGCAGCGAUGAAGGGUAUUCCAGCUCUGGAGUUAAAAGAAUAGCACUCCAAGACAAGCCAAAACACAGUGUUACCCUAUAAACCAACAGCAACAGGUGAGGGCAAAGUGGGGGGAUGUUCAAGUGUCCCAGCAGUUCUCGCCCCCUCUUUCCCAGUACUCCCACAUGAGAGACUCGUCUUAUCUAGUGACUGCAUUCACACCAUAAUCUUGCACGUGAAAUACCCCACUCCCAGCUCUCUGUUCCUCGCUUCUUUUUUUCCCCCCCCCAGAGCUCCUGAGAGGCACGUGGGUGUCCGUUUACAUUUUGAAAUCACACGAUAUCCCAUCAGCCAGUUGUAACUCCAGGAGACUACAUUCCAGACCUACGUGGAAGCACUCGAAAAUUCAAAUGAUCUAUGUAGUUUAUGUAUAUGGGGAGCAACAUUUCUGCAAUGGUAAAGAUUGUUGACUGUGAACGCCGAGGUGAGUGUGUGCUGCUCACUUCCAUGAAUGUGUCAUCUCCACCCACUAGACAGCACACAGGUCUCGCUAUCUCCCUGCAACGCCAAGACGUUCUUUCAUCACCUGGAAGGCACAUCUGGGAGCGGUAUGAAGGAUUUAUGGUUGAAAGCAUCUUGCUACACGGCAAGGCUUCAGUUUACAGCUACUAUACUAUUCAAUCAGAAGCUGCCAGGAAGCUAGAGAGGACUUUCCACCUCUGUUGAGUGACUCUGGCUCAAAACAGUAAGAUUGCUGCUAAUAUAUCUAUAUUUUGUUUUCGUAAAGUUGUGCACCAAAUGUUGCACUGAACCCAGCACAGUCUAAAAAGCAAAGCUAGACCUUUCUGGCUACUUUUUUUCGGAAAUCGCUAAAGCCACUUUUUUUUUUUUCUUUUUCCUUUCUGUGCUUGACUUUUCAUAAUUGAGUCUUAUUUACUGUUCUUCUAUGGGGCAUUGUGUUCCAUGUUUUCUAGUAGUACAUAAUUAACAUUAAUUUAAUUCAGCAUGUACAGAAUGGCUGGCAUGUUAUUUUUAGACCGGGCCUAGGAAUCCUGUGGCUGUCUCUAGCCACCUAGACAAAUGUAUUGGGGUUAGUGAGCAGUGGGUGACUGCAGACUGCCACAGUAUGCCUAUGUGUAUUCUAGGGAGUUGAGCCUUUAAUUGAAAG
Nanorana parkeri is the source of this 1833-nucleotide messenger RNA. It is a transcript of the gene MXD1, whose product is annotated as MAX dimerization protein 1. The transcript has 6 exons. Bases 93 to 767 code for a protein of 224 amino acids. Lineage: Eukaryota; Metazoa; Chordata; Amphibia; Anura; Dicroglossidae. The record is from RefSeq and is a predicted model, not a curated record. Gene Ontology annotation, biological process: negative regulation of transcription by RNA polymerase II. Gene Ontology annotation, molecular function: protein dimerization activity; DNA-binding transcription factor activity, RNA polymerase II-specific; RNA polymerase II cis-regulatory region sequence-specific DNA binding.